AUGAUGUGUGUACAAACAAAGAACAUCGGAAUGUCGGACCAACUUGCAACAAUGGCAAUUCAACGUUACAAAGGCGAGGCUUUGUUGAGCGAAAAUUCAAGCAACGCCUUUUCCUACAGGAAUUUAAAAAGGCUGGACGUGCAGAAAUUUGUAGAUGAAUUAAGAGAUGCCCCAUGGGAAGCAGCUUUCGUCUUUGAAGAUACUGACGACAUUGUUGACAUCUGGUACAAAAUAUUUACUGAUGUUCUUGACUCUCAGGUACCUGUGAAACAGAAAAGAUUAAAAAAGAGAAUGCAGCCAAAAUAGUUCACCACGGAGAUCAGUGAUCAUAUCAAGGAAAGAGAUGGAUUGCUUAACAAGGCCAGGAUUUCUGGAAGUCCGGAUGACUGGGCUACCUUUAAACAAGUAAAAAAUAAAGUCUGCAGCUUAAUGAGGAGUGCCAAAGAGCAGUAUUUCAAAAACCAACUCGCUGAACAUGAAAAUAAUCCCAAAAGGUUGUGGGGCCUUAUUAAAAAUCUUACUAGACAUGAUGUGAACAAUCAUGCUUCUAUACGUCAGUUGAAAGAUGGAGAUCAAGUGAUAACAAGUACACUGGACAUCGUGGAAUGCCUUAAUUUUUGGUCUGUAAAGGAGCCCCUCGAACUGCUCCGAAAUCUACCCUCAAAUAAAGUGAUACAUAUUUCUCUUCAGCGCAUAAAAGACUUAAGAAAGGAUGAUAGAAAGGCACAGUUCACUAUCUCAUAUAUCACACCAGAAAACGUUGAGAGGUUAUGCAAAGCAUGCCAUUCCACAAGGCUACUAGGUCUGAUGGACUUGGUGCACAAAUACUUGAAAUAG
Messenger RNA from Porites evermanni, 837 nucleotides. Lineage: Eukaryota; Metazoa; Cnidaria; Anthozoa; Scleractinia; Poritidae. The record is from the annotation of a GenBank genome assembly.